UUAUGGAACACAAAAUUGACCUACUAUCAGAAUUGCCGGAACCAAUUGUAGAACACAUCUUAUCAUUCACCCCCUUGAAAAAAAUACUUCAACUCAGUAUAUUGUCCAAGAGAUGGCGAAAGGUCUGGACUUUAUUCCCCAUUCCGAUAUUUUAUUCAGAUUACCAUCAGUCAUACUUGUACGACAUUUCGGGAAACUCUAAAAAGCCAAAAAUCAGGAUGAACUAUGAGGAGUUCAAUUAUUUUGUGGAGAGAACUUUAGUAAGCAGGUGUAGGCAAAAGCUAUGUAUAAACAAGUUUGAUCUUGAAAUUUUGCUCUUGGAUGAUCCGGAUUAUGUUGUUGUGACCCGUUGGAUUGCCUAUGCACUCGAAAGCAAUGUAAAAGAGUUGUAUCUUGAAUUAAAAUACUAUAUCUCUAGUGCUGACGAGUAACGUGACGCUUAUCCGAUACCUGAGAGUAUUCUAAGAGCAAAAUCAAUAAUCUUGUUGAACUUGUCUGGGGGUAAAUUGAAGUCGAAGUCAUCUCACAGUGAUAUUAAUUUAUCUUCUUUGAGAAAGUUGGUUUUGUCGCGGGUUGAUAUGGAUGACCAGAUUUUUCCAAGUCUAAUUUAUAGUUGUCCUGUUUUAGAAGAGUUAGAAAUUGGACGAUGUUACGGGUUGAAAAAUAUACAUUUGCCAGCAUGUCUUCCUAAACUCAUGUCCAUUAAGCUGCUACUCUGUUAUGAAGAACUUGAGAGCUUUGAGAUGGAAGCACCAAAUCUAAAGAAGCUAGUUUUAAAUUCACGCAUUGUGACAGACAAAUGGUUGCACGGUUUCCUUUCUAAACAUCCACUCAUUGAGAGCUUGGAGCUUCAUUCUUUUUGUAUGUUGGAAAGGAUUAAGAUUUCAAGUGAUCGCAUGAAGAGUUUGACCAUUGAUCAAUGCAUUAAUUUGGUUGGAGCUAACAUUGUUACUCCUAACUUACGUAGACUUGAUUAUUGUGGUCAUGUUAUAUCCCUUUCUUCCAACGCUUUUACUCUAUCGGAAGUUAGUCUCAAAUUUGAAGAAAAUACUUCUCUGGAUGUUGAAACAAUUGAAUUCCUCGCAAAGUUAAGUCAUCCAAAAUUAUUGAUUUGGAGAGGUCUUGCCAAGAGUUUGAUUGCUCCAAAAGAAUUGAGAGAAACGCUACCAUCCCCUUUAUAUAAUGUCAAGCAAUUGAAGUUAAAGUUGUAUGGAGGGAAUCCAAGGUAUAGAGAUGAGGUCAUCGAACUUGUAGAUGCAUUGUUAUGGAUUUCUCCACUUCUAGAGAUUCUUCUUAUAGAAUGGAAGACAGAUGAUCUUAAAGAUGAGAAAAUAUCUUUCAUGUUCUCUUAUGAAGCUCCUAUAUACAAAUCAAAAAAUCCAAGUUGUUGCAAAUUUCUUCCAGUUCCGUGUUGGCGGCAUUGCUUAAAGACUAUCAAGAUUGAUUACUUCGGAAGAUAUGCAUAUCUCAAACCUCUAAAGAAAUAUUUUCAUAAGAAUGCAGAAAUAUUAGAGAGCAUCUUAUAAUUUCAAGGACGUAGAUGAUUUGCAAAUGAAAAGAU
This is a messenger RNA of Alnus glutinosa, 1561 nucleotides long. RefSeq lists its product as uncharacterized. The transcript has 3 exons. Lineage: Eukaryota; Viridiplantae; Streptophyta; Magnoliopsida; Fagales; Betulaceae. The record is from RefSeq and is a predicted model, not a curated record. Bases 579 to 1526 code for a protein of 315 amino acids.